AUGGUUGCAAGAUUAGCCAUGGCGUCACUAAAUCUCAUUCAACCUUCGGCCGAUUUAUUGCAAAGCUUGCAAAGCAUCUGCCAAUAUGUGGACGAACAGUCAGACGAACAUCUUCUCAGCGAGUUGGAACUUCAUGUCCAACAGGGAGAUUUCACCCUCGGCCUGAUUGCUGCGCAAGAUCGCCUUUUCCUCCAGCAUGAACUCUACCUCAUUGGAUUCAACCAAAUCGUCAAUGAGCUUGAGGACGUCCUUCGUCUAACAAGUGCGCUCUUAGAUAGGCUGCAAGAUCCGUCGGGUAGCCAUGUUGUACGAAGAAGCAGUGGCUUAGCUGAAGAUUCUUUGAGCGGCGAACUAACUUGCGACAAGUUUGCUGCUAAUCUUCAGCACUUACUUCGGAGCCUGCAACAAAUUGCGCUGGAAGCAAUCAUACGCCACUAUCUUAAUGUAAUUGAAGCAAACCUUCUGCAUGGGCACCUCCACUGGCAACACUCAAAGCGCCUUGGUGAAGGCUGGUUCGCUGAAUGGCCGAACGGUCAUCGUCCACUAAGCACCACUUGGCCAUGGAACAUCAAGCCAUCACUGUUAGUCUUAUGGGGCGUUUGCUGGAUGUUCUAUGGACCUUCUGGCAGCAAUAAUAGAAAAAGAACAACACGCAAUCCGAGAGGAGCAGCACAAUUAAGCGAUGACUUACGGACAGGACCACUUGGCAGCCAAUCACAGCCGAGUCAGCAACAAAAUCCCUCUGAAGCUUGGGCUGGCCCUGCUUCAAAUACUUAUCCCAACUAUUCAUGGUUGCAUCCAACCCAAGCAGGCGUUGCGCGCCGCGCUAAUAAUAAUGAUCCUAUUACACCCGGAAAUACGUUGCCUAGAUCGUACGCAACUAGUGUACCUUUGUAUCCUUAUAUAUCUGCUCCAGAAGACUCUUCCUCAGACCACUAUCCGACCUCUACAGUCACGUGGCCUUAUUGCCAAGGCAUCAACCUUGGUUCAUCUCCGGCAUACGCACCCAGCUACUCUCCUUGGCAGACCCAGUCACCUUUCCAUCCGACAGGAGGUGUAACAACAACACCGCAACGCACUGACCGAAGCAAUAUAGUCCAGCCCUAUGUUCAGAGAACCCAAACGGCGGAUACAGGAAAUCCUCAAGUGGCAGCCGGGAGCCUUGGGAGCCUUGGGUUUGGUCUAGGGUUGCACAUGAGCGAUAUGCAAGACUACCCCAGCCCUGGCAGCAGCACCUCGGGCCAAACUACUUCCUCAUAUGUUUCUGUGCUUCCACCAAACGUACUAAGAUCUUCCAUGCCUUUGAUGCCAUCUCCAAGCGUGGCAGGUAGUACGGGUUCUCGUCAAAGUAGCCGCCGGUCUCAAGAACCUCCUCGAAAUGCAGAAGGCUUGCUGUAUUGCAACCACGCGGAACAUGCACAACAGCAGCCCCCUGUCUUUUCGAGGAAGUGCGAAUGGAAGAAACACAUGGACAAGCACGAGAGACCUUAUGUCUGCGAAGAGCCCGAAUGCGACAAUAUCCGCGGCUUCACCUAUUCUGGCGGUCUACUUCGCCAUCAACGAGAGGUACAUCGCCAGCAUGGCGGGCCCAAAGCAUCUUCCAUGUGCCCAUAUCCAGAUUGCAAGCGCCAUGUUGGCGUAGGCUUCUCGCGCAAGGAAAACCUGGCCGAGCAUCUUCGCCGGGUCCACAGAGACGCCGGCGCCGAUCAAACGCAAGAAGAAGGCCCAGAGAGCGCGCAGAAUACGACGUCUGCGACGUCGGGAACCGGGAGAAAGCGUAGGAGAGCGGUGCCGGACGAUGAUGGCGGUGGUGAAGAGGACCUCGAACAGGAGGUGAAAAAGUUAAAGAAGGAGUUGCAAGAGAAAGACGAAAGGUUAGAGAAGUUGGAAAGGCAGGUGCAACUGCUGAUCAGGGGUCAAAAACAAUAG
Molecule: messenger RNA, 1929 nt
Organism: Letharia columbiana
Lineage: Eukaryota; Fungi; Ascomycota; Lecanoromycetes; Lecanorales; Parmeliaceae
Exons: 6
Coding region: 1-1929 (642 amino acids)
Source: RefSeq, a predicted model, not a curated record